UAUUUAUAGAAUACAGGCAUAUUUUGACACCCUUUACAUGUAUGAAUGACUGACUGAGAUGGUGGGAUCUUCCUCAAAGCUCCAUUUUUAGUUACUUUCAAAAUUAUCAAUCAAGACCUGGAAAAUGUUAGACUCGCAUGCUGGAUUUGAAGUUUCAAUUCCAUCAGCUACUUUGGAUGAUCUUGGAAGCCGAUUUAUUAUCAAUGUACCAGAAGAGGAAAGAAAUGAUCUGGUCAGAAUCUGUUUCCAGAUUGAGUUAGCUCAUUGGUUUUAUCUUGACUUUUACUGUAGUGAAAACCCAAAUCUUCAUCAAUGUAACAUGAAAGAGUUUACUCGUCAAAUAUUUAAUCAUAUACCAUUUUUGAAAGAACAUGCCCAGAAUACGGAUGAAAUUUUAGAGUCUUGGAAGAUUUAUAAAAUGGCUGUUCCUACAUAUGGUGCUAUCCUUCUUGAUCAAAAUAUGGAAUAUGUAUUACUUGUCCAGAGUUAUUGGGCCAAAGCCAGCUGGGGAUUUCCUAAAGGGAAAGUGAAUGAGGAGGAACAACCCCACGAUUGUGCCGUGAGAGAGGUCCUGGAAGAAACUGGUUUUGAUAUUAGUAAGCUAAUAGACAAGGAUGACUUCAUAGAACACGUUGUUCAUGAUAGACUCGUCCGAUUAUACGUAAUUACGGGAAUUCCUCGCGAUACCAAGUUUCAACCAAAAACUAGAAAAGAAAUAAAGGUAAUUUCUUAA
Messenger RNA from Limulus polyphemus (Atlantic horseshoe crab), 733 nucleotides. RefSeq names its product m7GpppN-mRNA hydrolase-like (gene DCP2). Gene Ontology annotation, molecular function: 5'-(N(7)-methylguanosine 5'-triphospho)-[mRNA] hydrolase activity; manganese ion binding; RNA binding. The record is from RefSeq and is a predicted model, not a curated record. The transcript is spliced from 6 exons. The coding region runs from base 125 to 733 and encodes 202 amino acids. NCBI's taxonomy places the organism in Eukaryota, Metazoa, Arthropoda, Merostomata, Xiphosura, Limulidae. Gene Ontology annotation, biological process: deadenylation-dependent decapping of nuclear-transcribed mRNA; nuclear-transcribed mRNA catabolic process, nonsense-mediated decay. Gene Ontology annotation, cellular component: cytoplasm; P-body.